This is a messenger RNA of Diabrotica balteata, 1737 nucleotides long. The record is from the annotation of a GenBank genome assembly. NCBI's taxonomy places the organism in Eukaryota, Metazoa, Arthropoda, Insecta, Coleoptera, Chrysomelidae.
GAUGACAUUAAGUCUUUUAUUUUUGGCAGUUGGAGUUUUUGCCGAAACUCAAGAGUGUCCCAAUUCUGCCACACCUACAUACAUCCCAGAUACAUCAAAUGCAGCAUAUAUUACGAAUGUAUUAGGGGGCACCAAUAUCAGCUUGUGUGUCCCCCAGGACUCCUUUUUAAUACGGAUACUAAUUACUGCGAUGUUGCAGAAUAUGUUAAUUGCAAUGAUAAUACUAAGGAUCCAUUAUGUCCCUCGGCACAAGGAACUUCUAACGUGGUGUAUUCUGAAGACUGCAGCAAAUUCUAUAGGUGUGUAGAUGGAAAGAAACAAUUAAAAAAUUGCCCUGAAAAUAUGUACUUUAAUUCCAAAACAAGUGGAUGCGACUACAUGGACAAUGUGGAUUGUGGCUCUGUACCAGCUCCAACGAUUCCUUCAGUUGCUACCGAAUCAUCACCUGCAACUAGGUCACCAAGCACUCCAACAGUAGCUCCAACUACCACAGGUCCCAUAGAUCCCACUUGUCCAGCAUCAUCAGGUAUAAUAAAAAUCGUCGACCCCGAUGACUGCAGCAAAUACUAUGAGUGCAACCAAGGAACUAAAUCACUAAAGAGCUGUCCAGAAAAUAUGUAUUUCAAUCCUGAAACGCUUCAAUGUGAUUAUAUGGAUAACGUAGAUUGCCAGGCCAUACCAACAAGACAAACAAAUCCAGCCACAGAAAGUACUCGGGCUUCAACAGUAACUACAACUACAAUAGGUCCAAUAGAUCCAACUUGUCCAGCCUCGUCAGGAAUUACAAAAUUUGUUUACCCCGAAGAUUGCAGCAAAUACUACGAGUGCAACCAAGGAACUAAAUCACUAAAGAAUUGCCCAGAGAAUAUGUAUUUCAACCCUGAAACGCUUCAAUGUGAUUAUAUGGAUAAUGUAGACUGCCAGGCUGUACCAUCACGCGCAACAAAUCCAGCGACAGAAAGUACGCGGGCUUCAACUGCAACCACAACUACCACUGGUCCAGUUGAUCCAACCUGCCCAGCAUCGUCAGGAAUUUCAAAAUUCGUUUACCCAGACGAUUGCAGCAAGUAUUAUGAAUGUAACAACGGAAAGAAGUCGUUGAAGAACUGUCCAGAAAAUUUGUACUUUAACCCCCAAACUCUUGAGUGUGACUAUAUGGAUAGUGUGGACUGUAAGUCCGUGCCAUCAUCCACUGCAGCGCCAAUUACCCCCACUACCGCUAUUCCCACCUACACAACUGUCGUUCCAGAUAACCCCACAACAACUGAUCCAGUUUGCCCUACAACCGGUUCUACCAAUGUAAUCUACCCAUACGAUUGUAGUAAGUUUUACAGAUGUGUCAAUGGUCAGAAACAACUAAAGAAUUGUCCGGAAAAUAUGUACUUCAAUCCAACGAUGGGCUCGUGCGAUUACAUGGAUAAUGUAGAGUGCUCUGUGACACCUUCACCAGUUGAUUCAACGACAGCAGCCCCUGUAUCGACUUUACAGCCCGAAACUACAAGUACAGCUAAACCUACAAAUGCUCCUGUUACUACAUCCACUUCUGCAUCUAUAACUACAGUAGCACCAUCUAAUGUAUGCGAAGGUAAAGCAAAUGGAGCAUUUGUGGCUAACCCUGAUAAUUGUAGACAAUAUUACGAAUGCGCCAACGGUCAGGCGUACUUAUUUGACUGUCCAACUGGAACAAUCUGGAACGAGGUUAUAAUGAGCUGCAGUUACUCAGAAAACGAAUGUUAG